Molecule: messenger RNA, 2017 nt
Organism: Pectinophora gossypiella (pink bollworm)
Lineage: Eukaryota; Metazoa; Arthropoda; Insecta; Lepidoptera; Gelechiidae
Gene: pit
Product: probable ATP-dependent RNA helicase pitchoune
Exons: 10
Coding region: 83-1948 (621 amino acids)
Biological process (GO): maturation of LSU-rRNA from tricistronic rRNA transcript (SSU-rRNA, 5.8S rRNA, LSU-rRNA)
Cellular component (GO): nucleolus
Molecular function (GO): ATP binding; nucleic acid binding; RNA helicase activity
Source: RefSeq, a predicted model, not a curated record
AUUCAUUCAUUCAAUUAAUGUCAAAUCCGCGUGUGGUGCACGCAUGCUAUUUCAUUGUAAUUUUUGUUAAUUUUUAAGCAAAAUGCCCACACCAGACAAAAUUCUAAUGCGAAAGAUCAAAAAACGCGAAAAGAAGAAGUUAAAGCUUAUAGCACAGAAGUCAAAUGGAACUUCAGAAAGUAUUUCAGAAGAAGAUGUUCAGGCAAGUGAGGUGAAAAAAAGACCACUAGAAAAUAAUGAAGCUACAGAACAAACACUAUCCAAAAAAAAAAAGAAAAAGAAGGCGAAAGUAGAAGUAAAGGAAGAACUUAAAGUAAAAGAGGAAUCUGACAGUGAUAAUGAUGGUUCAGACGUAGAAGACAGUCAGAAUGAUACGGAAGAGGAGGAAAUUGAAAAUAAACAAAAUCAAGAUAGUCAAUUGCCAGGGUCCAACUUGUGCUUGGGAAUUCUAUCGGACCAGAAGUUCUCUUCAUUGGAAGGCAAAGUUUGUGAGCCUACUUUAAUGGGCAUCAAGGAUAUGGGCUUCACCACUAUGACAGAGAUCCAAGCUAAGGCCAUUCCACCGCUGCUCGAAGGAAGGGACCUUGUGGGAGCUGCCAGGACUGGCUCCGGCAAGACCUUGGCCUUCCUCAUACCAGCUAUAGAUCUCAUUUACAAGCUGAAGUUUAAGCCGAGAAAUGGAACUGGUGUGAUUAUACUUUCGCCAACACGAGAGUUGUCAAUGCAGACAUUUGGAGUGUUAAUGGAGUUGAUGAAGUAUCAUCACCAUACAUAUGGCUUGGUGAUGGGAGGAGCCAACAGGAGUACCGAAGCACAGAAGCUUUCUAAAGGUAUCAACAUCUUAGUGGCGACACCUGGUAGAUUGCUGGACCACCUCCAGAACACACCAGACUUCCUGUACAAGAACUUGCAGUGCCUCGUCAUCGACGAAGCUGAUAGAAUACUCGAGAUUGGCUUCGAAGAAGAAGUCAAACAGAUUAUUAAGCUGUUACCUAAGCGGCGUCAAACCAUGUUGUUCAGUGCGACACAGACGAAGAAAACCGAAGCGCUAACAGCUCUAGCCGUGAAACACGAGCCUGUCUAUGUCGGUGUUGACGAUCACAGGGAACAAGCAACCGUCGACUCAUUGGAACAGGGGUACAUAGUAUGUCCUUCAGAGAAGAGAUUCUUAGUGCUGUUCACAUUCCUGAAGAAAAACAGAAAGAAGAAGGUGAUGGUGUUCUUCUCUACCUGCAUGUCUGUCAAGUACCACCACGAGCUGUUCAACUACAUUGACCUACCAGUCAUGUCUAUUCAUGGCAAGCAGCAACAAACCAAGCGUACGACGACAUUCUUCCAGUUCUGCAAUGCUGAGUCAGGCAUACUUCUGUGCACCGACGUAGCGGCGAGAGGAUUGGACAUACCCGCUGUGGACUGGAUCGUACAAUACGACCCUCCGGAUGAUCCAAAAGAAUACAUCCACCGAGUGGGCAGAACAGCUAGAGGUCUCGGCACGAGUGGCCACGCUCUGCUCUUCCUGCGGCCGGAGGAGCUCGGCUUCCUCAGAUACUUGAAACAGUCAAAGGUCACGCUCAACGAAUUCGAGUUCUCAUGGAACAAAGUCUCAGACAUACAAAUGCAAUUAGAAAAACUAAUUUCAAGGAAUUACUUCCUCAACCAAUCCGCUAAAGAAGCCUUCAAGAGCUACCUCAGAGCUUACGACUCUCACCAUCUGAAAACUAUCUUCGAUAUUGACACGAUCGACAUGGCAAAGGUGUCAAAAUCAUUCGGUUUCAUUGUUCCACCAGCGGUUGAAUUGAAAGUGGCGAGCAAAGGUCCUCCGACUAAAAGGAAAGGUGGCGGUGGAUAUGGCUACUUCAAAUCGCUCAACGACCCAGGAAAUCAGAAGAGAGCGGAGAAAACGAAAAUAUAUCGACAGAAAGGCAACAACAAGAGAAGUUUUAGUUGAAAUCAUCUUAUACGGGACAUAUUGUUAUAAGUUAUCAUCGUAAAUAAAAACAAUAUUUAACUUUAAAAA